This is a messenger RNA of Lingula anatina, 8620 nucleotides long. RefSeq lists its product as uncharacterized. NCBI's taxonomy places the organism in Eukaryota, Metazoa, Brachiopoda, Lingulata, Lingulida, Lingulidae. Gene Ontology annotation, cellular component: CHRAC; nuclear chromosome. Gene Ontology annotation, molecular function: protein binding; DNA binding. Gene Ontology annotation, biological process: regulation of DNA-templated transcription; chromatin remodeling; regulation of heterochromatin formation. The record is from RefSeq and is a predicted model, not a curated record.
ACAUAUUUUUAACCAUUCUUAUAAAUAAGACAAUGUUUACGUAUCGUUAUAAAUGACCAAGCAUUUUAAUUUUGAUUGUUUACAGGAAUUGCACUGUUUGUAAACACAGCACGGCAUUUUGUUGAAGAAACAACAAGACGUGCACCAACGCUACAAGCACGUGGGAUGUUUUCGAACGUUAGAUAUUCGAUCACAUACAAAAGUUAUUGAUGGAUAACUUUGCAGUUCAGCCGAUGAGUUCAAGUAAAGGAAUUGAAACUUUUGAGGUGAGAUAUAGUUCAUCUGGUGUGGAGCACCAUUCCAAAGACCUUCGCCAAGGAAAGGAAGAGCCCAGCGAUCCGGACCAUUACCAUGUAAAGGACAGUAAUAUGAAAAUAAAAGUUUUGCAUUGUGAUUGUUGCACAUUCAAAAAGAAAACUGAAGCAGAGAUUGCAGUACAAGACAACAGCAGAGAAGAGAACAGUGACACUAUUUAUCCAGGUCACCAAAAGAGAAAUUGUUCUAGACUGCAACAAAUAGGUUCACAAAGGAGAGAAGACAGAAUUCUGAAUCAUGAUUCUAGAAAGAUCCAUUCUCAAUGUAAUGAUGACACUCACAUGUCCCAGUCAUUAAUAGAACAGGCAAAGAGCAUGCUGCACCAUGAGAACAAUGCCCCUCAGGUUAGUCCUGCUUCUAGAAAUUUACCUGAAGAAUCUGGAUUCUGUCUCCAUCAGAAGGCAGCAGGGGACAUCUUUCGUCAUGACUCUCUUAACUGUGAGCUUGGAUUGAAAAAGGAAAAAUCUUCUGGUUCGACAUGUUCACAAAGAGCCAGUAGCUUUACGAAACCAAGACCUGUCCAGCAUUCUCAAAGUGCAGUGCCCCUCAGAGAACAGAGUUCUUAUUUCCAGGAUUGUUCAGUUGAGGGUUUGAGGGAGUCCUUUAGCCAUGAUGGAAGCAGUUGCAUGCUGUCUGAAGGUUCUCUUGUCAUUACAGGCACUGCCUGUAAAAACCAACUUAACCACAAGAAUGGCACUGACACAAGCACAACACUGGAUGGUGACCUCUCUCAUGUAAAAGGGCUUGACAUGGAGUCGAUGGAAGAAACAAAAAAUGAAAGUUCAAUUGUGCACCCCCUUGCAGAGGAAUCGGGCAUCCUGAUGCCCGACCUUGAAGUGCGAGGUGAACCGAAACAGGUUCAUGUGGCAACUACUGAUGACUGUUCUAUUUUUGAUAAUGCAGAAGGGAUAGCAGAUAGUAUGUAUGAGGAAGACAUGAUCAAAGGGGAUUCAUACAUGAAUAAUAACACAAUGCUGAAUGUCCAAGGAACACAGAUAAGGAUACCGCUGCUCAGUCAGUCAAUUUCUUCAAGAUUAACCCAAGAGGACCAAGAGGUUUCUGCUCAUGACAGUUUAUAUGAAGAAGAUAUUUUAUCAAAGUCAGAUUCUGGUGACCACUACAAAGAUGUAUCAGUAUUAAAGGGGGUACGUAUAGGUGACCUGGAUAGCAAAAAUCCCAGUGAGGCAGUACAGACUGGAUUUGAUUCCCUCAGUGUAUCAGAAAUAUGGUCUUUCGAUCAUGGCUGUCAAGGACAAACCACCAAAGAGUUUGAUCAGUCAGGCACAGAUGAAGGUUUUGGCAAUUUAAACUCUUUUAGUAAACCAUACUCACAUGUUUUGCACAAACUGAACAAGUUGACAACAAAGUAUGACAGGGAACCUGGCACUACACUGUGUGCUAACAUGAGGAGUCUUGUUCUGCAGAUAGCAGAUGUAGUUGGGAAGAUUGCAAGCACCACUGGAGCAGCUGAUAUUUUACAUGGACAAGACAGUCCACUUGCUGACAAUAUUGAUCUUGUCACAGUCACAUCAACUUUGUCAAGCUAUCUUGAGACUUGUUGUUAUACUGUGUCAGAGCUGAACAUGGCUUUAUUGGAAGUUGAUCAGGUUGAUGUGGAAGACAUUUGUUACCAUAGUGAUCUGGAAGGUAAAGCUGAGAACAGUAGUAGGAUUUGCAGUAUAGGCAGCAUCAUGUCAGGACAUGAGCAGAUUCAGGACUUUUUGGUGGCAUCUGAAGUUAAGAAGUAUGGUGAUACAAGUUUUAAUGAGAAUGUGUGCAGAGGAGAAUCAGAGAAAACUGUGCCCAAUGCCACAACCAUUAAAAGUCCUGGUCCAAAAGAAGAUGGUAAAAAGAAUAUUGAAAAAUUAAGUGAACGCCGUGCAGUUGAUUCUGGUGAUGAUGGCACAGAAACCAAAGGGUGUAAAAAGAAAAUGAAAAGGAGUGUUUCUUUUUCAAAGUCAGAUAGUGUCCUUUCUGAAAAAAAUGAUACAGAGGUGAUGAUGAAUGAUCCAUUUCCAAUGACAAGCACACCAAAAGAGCCUGAAAAUAAAGAACAGCAAAGAGUUUUCAAGCUGAGGAAGAACUUGCAUGUUCCAAAAGCAAUUGAGGAGAGCCCUUGGGCCAAGAAAUCGUGUAGUGUAACUUCUUCAGAUAGUCUCCCUGAGCUUGAAGAAACUACUAAACCUUUUCCCCCUCUGGAAGAAACUAACAAAACAAAGGGGGUUUUCUCAGGUGACUCUAAAAACAAAAAAUUGAAAUAUUCCAGUCCAGUAGCAAGUCUUCAACUGCAUGUCAUGGAUCAGGGUAUGGUCUUCAAAGGUAAAGCAAAGAAGAGAUCCAAAAAAGGGAAACGUGGAAGACAAUCAGUGCUAGAUCUAAAUAAUAAUGAAAGUCAAACUCUAGUUCCAUUCGUUUCUUCAGCACAAGGUGCAACAGAAAAUACCCUAUCAGUAAAGACUAAAGCCAGUUUAUCUAGUAACUUGUUAAACCAACAAAAUAAGCUAUUAUGUGCCACUACUGGUACAACACCAGUGAGUACAACUGAUGCAAAGAAACCUGGAAAGGCUGCUACAGGUACUACUAUAGAUGAUGGUGGAACAGAUAAUAUUCCUGUUGUUUUGCUGAAAAGGAUUGAUGAUGUUGCUAAUUCACCACUGCAGCCAGUUGCCAAAGAACAAGUUUUAACAGACAAUAGGGCAGCUGCUGAUGAUAAAGAAUCUGAUACAUCUGAGAUCUGCCUUUGUUCCAGUGUGACAACAGCCAGAGAGACCAAACUGGCAAAAUUGGAUACCAGCAAUAUGGACAACAGCUCUGUUCUGUCAACACAAAAGUGGUAUUGUUCAAAGGAAAAUGAGCCCAAAGGAAGUCAGGGGACUACACUAAGUGGGCAAACUGAUUUAGGCCCCAUGAAACAGCCAAUGAGAACAGCAGAUGAAUUAAACACGAGAGAUCAGCCAAAUGUAGAAGACACUACCCUUGAAGCUAAUGUUAAAAUUGCUUUAGCUGAAGCAGACUUAAGAACCAUCAGUCAGAAUCAUCCAGUCUCCACCAUUACAACAUUGUCUUCCAGUGUUUCAUCUAACCCUACCUCAGUGGCAGAAACCACACCCAAGAGAAUAAAGAAUGCUGUUGAUGGCAUGCAAGAACAAGCCAAUGUGUCUUCUACACCUGUAUAUGUAAUCAUAUCAGGACAAUCUGAUGUUGAAGGGGACAGCCAGGUAUCUGGGGCUUUAACAGUGAAACAUUAUAUGGAGGCCUCAGGAUCAUCAAGCAGAAAGGCCCAAGAAACCAAAGAAACUGCUUUUUCUCAUACCCAACCAUUGCAAACUGAUGAUCUGAAACCUAAUUCCAUAUGUAUGAAGUUAGGACAAUCUGAAGCACAGACCAGAGUGAAACCAGCAGUUACCUCAUUUCAGACUGAGCCAUUGUUGCCUUUGGUAGUGCAAGCAAAUUCAGCUUCAGGUGUACAAAAAACAAGCUGUAAAACACCUCUAAAAUCUGAGCAAUCAACAGCAAUAUGUAAAGCUGCUGUGGAGCGCACCUUGGAUGUGACAAAACACCAAGAGAAACCAUCACUGCCAACAGGGCUCUCUAGCAAGAUGCAACAUUCCAAUCCAGCUACUACUGCACCAAAGACACAUAAUGGCCUGAAUCCUGCAGUGUUCUCUAAUGGCCAACAGCCAGCAUCUCCUGUUCAAAGGAUAGGAUUGGGUCCUGUUGUUGGUAGCCCAAUUAUAAUACCGUUGACAGCCCUGGGCUUUAGCAGUGCCAUUACUCCCCAAACUACUACAACAUUAAUGUCUACUGCCAGUGCCCUAUCUCCUAUGUCAACAGACCCUAGACUAAACAGGUCUCUCACCAUAGGUCAGUUAAGGGAUCCCAGGAUGAAUGUGGCUCAACAUGUUAAUAGCCCAGCAACAUCAAAUGCAUUCAGGCAGAACCUGAUCCAGAUGUCAAGUUGGAAGCCCAUUGCUCACCAGGCUUACCCCUGCAUACAUGGUUGGCUUAGCCCUACUAAGAGGCAGUCUGGUUCUGAGGGUUACUUGAAAGUGCCAUCCAAGUCUGAAACAAAAAGGGACAUGGUAACACAGACCUGCUUAGAAAAAACAGUGCAUACGGGUAGUGACAAGAGACAAAGAGAAGCUGAAAGAUCAAACAUCACCCAACCUGCCAGUGAACCACCUGCAAAACUUCUAAGACUGGGUCCAGAAAAGACUGGUGCCUUUCCAAAACACCAACACAGUGUCGCUCUCACCUCUUCUACACUACAAGGUCAGCAUAUGGACAGCACCAGCAAGCAAGAAUGUGCGAGUCUUCCAUCUUCAGUGACAAGCCAAAGUCUUGGGACCCUCCCUGCAGCCUCCAUAGUACAGGUUCAUGGCAAUUUGCCUACUGUUUCUGUUACUCUCGGUCUUGGCAAUCAGCUUCCUGUUUCUGUAGCUCAGGGUUGUGGCAGCCAGCCUCUUGGCAAAGUUCUUCCAGUUUCUGUACCCCAGGGACAUGACAGUCUUCCUGUUGUAUCUACAAUUCAAGGUUACAAUUUUUCCAAAACUGCCCCCAGAGUUCAGAGUGGAAUUCGUGUGCUGACUUCAUCUUUUGGACAGAAUAAUGCAAGCAUAUCUGCACCACUUACAGUCAGUCCAGUAGCAUCUGUUCAGAACAGUAGCAGUCCAAAUGUUGGCAUUACCAGCAUGUUUCGAUUUCAUAUUGAUAAGGGCCAUCAAAAGGUAAUUCCUUCUGGUCAGAGUCAGGCCUUUCCAAAUAACCGGAUUCCCAGAGUUCCUGGUGUUCAAAGUCAUCAAUUUUCUGGAGGCCAAGCAUUUCCAAGAGGUCUGGGCCACACAUUUCCAAAAGGGCAACCAAUCCCAAGAGGACAAGCUGGCACAUUUCCAAGGGCCCAAGGUCAAGCACGUCCUAGAGGUCCAACAUUUCCUAGAGGUCCAAGUCAAGCUUUUCCCAGAGCCAAAGUCUUACCGAGAGAUCUUUCCAGGACAGUUUCUGGGAGAAUAAAGAAACCUGGUGGAAGACAUGAUAUGAAGACACGAGCUGUAAGUCCUUCCCAUCCACUGUACCAUAUCCUGAAGAACUACAUGUCUGGUACAGGAGAGCAUGACCACACCAAUGCAGGCAAUGAGAAUGUGAGUUUCACUCCUGGAACCAGUAUUGAAACAUCCAGAGCCAGCCUUGGGGAUAGUAGUUCAUCCCCAGAGGGAAGCAGUAUUAAAGCACCCAUUGCAAACCAUGAGUUGGGCAGUUUAACUCCAGGGGCAAGUAGUUUAUCAUCAAAAACAAAACAUGAGACUGUCAGUCUCAUUUCAAGUUGCAGCACAUCUAAGAAAUCCAAGAGGCGUCUGGACAUGCAAGACUCUGCAAGACAUAGCCAUAAAGAAAAAGACAAAGUUAUUCAAACGAGAAAGCAUACUCCUUCCCACUCAACUGGCACAUCUGACAACUUGGUAGUUAUAAGUGACAGUGAAGAUGAGCAAACAGAAGAUACCUCUCAAAUUCAGGAGAAACAUGUAGAUGAGGGGAAACCAUCUUGCAGCUAUGAUGCUGAAUCUAGCAACCCCUCUGCAUCCAAAAGUACACCAAGGAUGAAUACUGUCAAGGGAAAGUUAACACCAUCUUUACCAAUCAAGGGCAAGUCCAGGACCUCCCUCCUCACCGAGAGUUGGGUACAGGGGGAGACUCCCCAUGAAGUUGAUAGUCCCAAAACCCCAACUAAGAGCACGUUGAACACAUCCAAGCCAUUAACUCCUUCCACCCCAGGGUCUCAAGGGAAGAGAAAAGGGAGACCCCCUGGUUCCGGUAAAACUCCAAAUAAGACCCCUAAGAAAACCCCCACAAGCUCCCAAAAGAACAAGUCCCGAGGAACUCCCAUCAGCAGGAAGACAAGGCUGAGCAUAUCUAGUCUGGACACUGUGGGAGGUGAUAGCUCCGAUGAUGAGUGUGCUGUGCCUCUUGCCAGAAGUGUCUGUUCAUCUGGAGAAAAAUUACCAGUAGCAAGGAGGGGAUUUCAGUAUAGAAAGAAAUGCCUUAAGUUGGUUGAUAAAAUUCUUGAACAUCCCUCUAGCAUUCCCUUCAUGCAAGAAGUAGACAAAAAAGAGUUCCCAGACUACCACUUGCUGGUGGCGCGCCCUAUGACUCUCCAGAAUGUCCGCUAUAAGUUGGUUCAAAUGAAGUACCAGAACAUGGACCAGUUUGUGCAUGACAUGCGCAGAAUAUUCUUCAACUGCAAACUCUAUAACCAGCCUGAGUGUCUGGUCAUGGUUCAAUGUCAAGAAAUAGAGCACCUGUUUGAGGCGCUGCUGGCACGGAUGUUUCCAGACAUGCAGUUCACAGAUAUCCAUGGAGACCCCAAAGAGAUGGACAUUUUGAAUGAGAGGCAGUAUUCACUAGAGGGUGUUGAAGCUGAGUGUGAAGAAGAGCCAAUCAGACUUAGUGGAGAGGUCAAGCGGUUAUUCUUUUAAUGCACCUGCAAAGAAGCACCGUGGAAAGUGGACAGAUAAACCCUAAAAACAAAGUCAGGCCUUAAAAGUGAUAAUUUCCAGUUGCUAACAUGAGCUUUAGAUUUGGGAGCACAAAUGCAGAAAUUAAUGACUCCAGUCACAAAUUAAGUAUCCCAUCAUAAAAUUAGUUGCCACAAGGACAGCAUUUAAUUACACAAACAAUGUGACCAGCUUCCAUCCAGGUCUCUGACUGUAUACGUAGGACCCCCAACAGGUUCAUAUUUAUCAACCAUUAUGCGUAUUAAUAUGUCAGCAAUAUACGUGAUCCCAGCAAUACCCGGCUCAUACGGAACAUACUGAAUGAGUAGAUAAGCGGAUAAACAAUUUGUGUGGCAACUAAUUUUUCAUUGGGGUACUUAAUUCCUGACUAGAAUCGUUCAUUUGGGCAUUUGUGCUCACAAACCUGAGGCUCAAGUAAGCAAAUAGUCACCUAUUCUAUUUGUAAGGCCUGUUAGUGGAGAGGUCAAGAGGGCAAUGGAUCGGUUUCUAAAGUGCUAUAUUAUGAAGCAAAACAUAAAACCUUGCUAGAUAUUUGUCACUUAAGGGAGAAUGAUUCAUAGUCUGAACACGUUUUUUUUUUUUCAAAACAGUGACAGACAGAUUGAUUUUGUGGAGAACCAUUAAAUAUCAACUAAAACAAGUGUUUUACUUGGACAGUUGUCUAACGAGAAGUUGAAAAGAAAAAGAUGUUUUAUUGGUGAAUGAAACGCCAUUUUUCAGUUUUAGAGAAAUUAUUCCACCCAUUCAAGCAGUAGUUUAUUUUUCUUCUUCUUCUCAUGUUCUUGCCUUCAUCAUCUGUAUGGACACGUGGAAUUAUUCACAUGUCUGUUGGCAUACCUGGAAAUGCCAUUUACAAUAUUUUGAUCUGUUUACCAUUUCAAGCAAGUUUUAGGAUAAACACAUAAGAAAGUUAAUUUGGCACCUCGCUUAUUUCAUCCCGAUUUCCCAGGUAAGGGAUGAAGUUCUUUCCUGUUGUUUCCAAUUUUAUUCCUUUUAAAAAUAUUUUUAUUUUAGAAUUUGGCAUUCUUUUUAGUGCAGACUUCUUUAAAAUAUGUCAGACACCAGAAUUUGAAUCCAUUAUAUUUCCAAAUCUGUUUGCAAACAAAUAAUAUUUUGAUUAAAACUUUUAUUUUUUAUUAUUAAUAAAUUUGUCUUAUUUUUCCUCCGAGUCAGUAUAUAUUCCUGGGCUAAUAAUCCUUGUUAACAUUAUAGCAUCUAUGAAUCUUAAGCAAAGUCCACACAUAUGUGCAUUUUGUAUCUACAAUAUGACUGCAGAUUAAAAUGCUCAGGAACAAAUCAACAUAAAAACACAACCAAAUCCAUAUUUAUCCUUACAAUGUAUCAUUUUAUUUCAUGUUGGUCUUUCACAAAUCAUUAGAAUAUAUUUAUGCUGCAUCUUAAUAGUAUGAAAACAUUGUUCUUAAUAUUGAAAACAAAUUAAAAAUAAUAUUUGAGGAUAUUUGGGUCAUAUCUUUUAUUCACCUUCCAGUAAAUUUAUUUCUAUAUGAAUCAAUAUAUACGUUCCAAUUGCAUGGUGGUAAAAAAAUGAUAACAAGAGAAAUAAUUUCUUCCUCUUCAAAAUUAGACCUUUUUAACUUGAAUCUGACCAUUCUUUUUGCAGCAUAACAGAAUGCUGACUGCAUUAUGUGCGUUUUAAAUAUUACAAACCCCUGCACAUUUCUGUUUUAUACCCUUUUUCUGCUAGUAUACAUCACUACAAGUAAAGCACUAGAACUGUUAUCAUGCUCUAUGCUUCUCAAAUACUCGCACUUUUUAUAUUCCACCUCCAGAAAUAC